AUGGAGGAGGAGAAUGUGACAACCCAAACAACCCCAGAGGAGGCAAAAUUACUGGUUCAAGAGAUCAUAGGGCUGAUAGAACAGGCCAAGUCUUUUGAGAGUUACAGGGUGAGUCAAAAAAAAGAAUGUGAGACUCUUGUGUGGAGGUUGAAACAGUUAUUGCCGUUAUUGUUGGAGGUUAGGGAGGUCGAAACCACGAUCCCCGACCCGGGCUCUCGAUGUCUGAUGACAAUGAAGAAGGCCGCAAAGGCCUCCAAGAAGCUGCUGAAAACUUGCCAUGGUGACAGCAGAAUCUACCUGGCACUGGAAAAUGGGGCCAUCUUGGGGAAAUUCCAUGAUGUUUAUGACAAACUAAACCAUGCCUUGUCUGAAAUGCCUUAUGCUGAACUUGGGAUUUCAGACCAAGUGAAACAACAGAUGGACGAGAUACUAAUGCAACUCAAAAAAGUGAAGGGGAGGACCGACACGCAAGACAUGGAGCUAGUGAUGGAUUUAUUGGUGUCGGUGUACAAUAAAGAUGGUAGAAAUGCAGACAGCGCGAGCAUAGAGAGGCUGGCGCAUAAGCUGGGAUUGCAGACACUGGAAGAGCUAAAUCGCGAGACGAUUUUAGUGAGAAAACUGGUUAAGGACAAGAAGGGGCAGCUCAAACCCGAGGCAAUGCAGCAAAUCAUUGACCUCCUAAACAAGUUCAAACGAGCCGCGGGGCUGCCAGAAGAACCUGAAUUCCAAGACAGUGAUUUUGUCAUGACAAAGUCCCAGGAAAAGGCCGCUUCUGUUGUCAUUCCUAACGAGUUCCUUUGCCCUAUCACACUUGAGAUCAUGUCAGACCCCGUUAUUAUUUCAACAGGACAGACAUAUGAAAGGGAAAGUAUACAACGAUGGUUGGAUUCAAACCACAAGACAUGUCCGAAAACCGGGCAGGCAUUGGCAAACUUACUACUAGCACCAAACAUUGCCCUCAAGAACCUAAUCCAACAAUGGAGUGAGAUCCACAACUUCCCACUCCCUAAGAAAGACCCGCCUGCAAAUGCCGACACUCACAUCAACAAAGAUUCCUCGGACCUCCAAACACUAGUCCACAACCUCUCCUCCAACCUCCUGGAAGAACAACGAAAAGCAGUUGAAAAGAUUCGCCUCCUCUCCAAGGGAAGCUCAGAAAACAGAAUCUCAAUCGCUAGCUGCGGCGCAAUCCCCCCUCUCGUCCAAUUGCUAUCCUACCCGGAUUCCAGAAUCCAAGAACACGCCGUCACGGCACUGCUAAACCUCUCCUUGGACGAAUCAAACAAGAAACUGAUAUCCCGAGAGAAUCCAAUUUCCGCCAUUAUUGAAGUUCUUCAAAAAGGGACGGUCGGCGCCAGGGAAAACUCCGCCGCCGCGCUGUUCAGCCUGUCAAUGCUGGACGAAAACAAGGUGGAAAUCGGGUCCCGUAAUGGAAUCCCGCCAUUGAUAGACCUCCUAAAAGGCGGGACUAUCCGGGGCAAAAAAGACGCCAUUACAGCGCUCUUUAACAUCUGUCUCAACCAAGCCAACAAAACCAGGGCAAUCGAGGGCGGAAUCAUAGAACCUCUCCUUAAAUUCCUGAUGGACAAGAAACUCGACAUUGUCGACGAAAUUCUCUCCAUUCUGCUCAUCUUUGCUUCCCACCCGACAGGGAGACAGGAAAUGGGACAACUGAAGUUUGUCGAAACGCUGGUCAACCUCGUACAGGAUGGGACCCCGAAGAAUAAGGAAUGCGCGGCGGCGGUUCUGCUCGAACUGGGAUCGCACAAUUCUAAUCUCAUGCUGGCGGCGCUGCAGUUCGGGGUGUAUAAUCCGCUGGUGGAAGUGGCGCAGAGUGGCACUGAUAGAGCCCAGAGGAAGGCCAAAUCUAUACUGCAGCUCAUGAGCAAGGCUGAACAGAUUCCUUGAUUAAUAACUGAAAAAACCAAAAAAUAUAUAUAUGAAUUUUAAGAAUGUUUGUAAAUGUGACUUCUAUUUAAUUAACUGUACUCCAUUACUAUUUGUAUUCUAGUGAUGAUGAUAACCAGUAUUUUUUUUUGUAUAAAUACAUUCUGUUAUUUGAUUCCAACAAGCUAAGGCAUUUAUAGUGUUCUUGCUACUGUAUGUUGUCUGGAUUUUCUAGUAUUAUUCCAAUCAAAAUUCCUUUUUAGGCUUUGAUGUUAUGAUGCAUUA
This is a messenger RNA of Ipomoea triloba (trilobed morning glory), 2172 nucleotides long. Its product is annotated as U-box domain-containing protein 15. The coding region runs from base 1 to 1908 and encodes 635 amino acids. Gene Ontology annotation, biological process: protein ubiquitination; cell surface receptor signaling pathway. The record is from RefSeq and is a predicted model, not a curated record. Lineage: Eukaryota; Viridiplantae; Streptophyta; Magnoliopsida; Solanales; Convolvulaceae. Gene Ontology annotation, cellular component: nucleus; cytoplasm. Gene Ontology annotation, molecular function: ubiquitin-protein transferase activity; protein binding. The transcript has 4 exons.